Brassica oleracea var. oleracea is the source of this 873-nucleotide messenger RNA. RefSeq lists its product as uncharacterized. Bases 1 to 873 code for a protein of 290 amino acids. Lineage: Eukaryota; Viridiplantae; Streptophyta; Magnoliopsida; Brassicales; Brassicaceae. The record is from RefSeq and is a predicted model, not a curated record. The transcript is spliced from 3 exons. Gene Ontology annotation, molecular function: protein binding.
AUGGGACGAGCAACGAGAUGGUUCAAGAGAUUGUUUGGCACCAAGAAGAGCCUCGUUUCGGAUUCAGAGAAAGAACAGAACGAACACGCAAUUGUUGUUGCGACCACAACAGCUACAACUGCAGAAGCAGCGGUUUCGGCAGCUAAAGCGGCCGAGUCAGUGGUUACAGGAGAUAUCAUCACGAGGGACGAGCGUUGGGCCGCUGUGAAAAUUCAAAAAGUCUUCAGGGGCUCUCUGGCGAGGAAAGCGUUACGUGCACUGAAAGGUAUAGUAAAGCUACAAGCUCUAGUGAGAGGAUACUUGGUUAGGAAACGCGCUGCUGUGAUGCUGCAUAACAUGCAAACUUUGGUUAGAGUCCAAACCGUUAUGCGGUCUAAACGCAAUCGCCGUCUCCACAAAGAGUACAACGACAUGUUUCGACCACGACAUUCCCUUGCUGAAGUAGCGGCCGGCGACGCAUUCAAGAGGAGAUCUAAGUCUAGAAAAAAGCACGAUGUUGAUUCAAUGUCUGAACAUGAAGACGGUUUUGCUUACCAAAGGAAUGAUUUGGAGUUGAAUCUACCCAAGGAGAAGUGGAAGUUUGCGAGGACGCCUAGAUUAUCAUCUUCAUUGCACAACCACUCGGCUAAUAAUCGUUACUACGUUAUGCAGUCUCCUGGUAAGAGUGUUUGCGGAAACGCUACGUGUGAGUAUGGAAUGAGUACUCCUGGCUACAUGGAGAAAACGCAGUCGUUUAAGGCGAAGGUGCGUUCGCAUAGCGCACCGCAUCAGCGAUCUGAGAGGAUAAGGUUGUCGCUAGAUGAGGUUAUAGCGUCAAGGAGUAGCGUUAGCGGCGAGAGUUUGCAGCAGCAGCCGCGCUAUUCUUGUUCCUAA